Messenger RNA from Tetrahymena thermophila SB210, 1341 nucleotides. RefSeq names its product immobilization antigen. The record is from RefSeq and is a predicted model, not a curated record. NCBI's taxonomy places the organism in Eukaryota, Ciliophora, Oligohymenophorea, Hymenostomatida, Tetrahymenidae. The transcript has a single exon.
AUGAAUAAACUAAUCCUAUUAAUCAUAAUUUUAUAAAUUGUAAACAUAUUUGCCUCAACUGCACCUGGUUUUCUGGUUUCCUGUAUUAAUACAAAUGAUGGUAGUUGUAUCAGUUGUGAACCUGAUCCAUCUGUUGAAAGGUUAUUUUUUGGAGAUUCUGCCACGAAUUGCUAUGUUUAAGAUUGUUCUGCAAGACCUCAUUUAUUAAAUGCCUAUGUGUGUAAAUCUUGUUUUGGAAUCGUAGGGUCUUUUUAAAUCUCUGGUUAGUUUUAUGAUCCUGCUAUAAAUGAUUGUGUAGCUUAAUGUCCAAAUGACUCUAUAGUUUAUCAGUAAACUUGUUUACGAAUAAAUAAAACAGGUGCUAACGUUAUUUGUGCAUCUAAUACAUAUGAUUGCACUGGAUGUGGAUCUUCUAUUAGUAUUCAAGCGUUAUUUACUUACGUUUAAAGUACAAUUUGUAGAUAUACUGAUUGUAGUAUUGCUCCAUCUUCAUAUAGCGGCUAUAUUUGCAAAUCUUGCUUUCAAGAAGUAGGAGCACAUACUGCUUUUUCAAUUGGGGCUUACUACUAUCCGUCUACAAAUUCAUGCAUUAGUUAAUGUCCUAUAGGAACAUAUCCAGACUAAUCAUAUACUUGUUAAUAAGUAGUUAAUUAUGGUGAUUUAGUUAGUUGCGGUACUGCUGGAACCCCUUAAGGAACAUGCACUAGAUGCGGAUCUACUUAAGCAAUUUAAAAUUUAUUCCAAUGGGAUUCAAAUUCAAAUUGUAAAAUAAUUAAUUGUAGUAUUGUUCCUCAUUUUUAUAAUGGAAACGUAUGUAAAUCCUGCUAUAAAGCAGCUAAUGCAGCCUCUGCAUUUAAAAUUGGUCCAUACUUUAACCCAAUAACCAAUUCUUGUGUUGCUUCAUGUCCUUCAUUUACAUUUUCUGAUAAUGAUAAUAUAUGUUAAAACUAUCCUACUAAUCCUGUUCUUGGUAAAAAUGUUGCUUGUGGUACUGAAUCUAUAAAAGGAGGAGAAACUGCUAGCUGCAAUAAAUGUGGUGAUAUUUAAACCACUUAAUCUUUAUUUACUUAUGACUUGAAAACUUUAGGCGUAAAUUGUUUUUAUGCUGAUUGUAGAACUACUCAAAGUACUCUUAAUGGUUGGAUUUGCAAUUCUUGUGAUGGAGUACCAGGAUCAAACAUACCACCUGGUAUAUAUUUUAAUGGAACUACAUGUACAUAUACAUGUAAUAAAGGUGUUGCUAACUCUAAAAGCGGUUAUAUUUGCUAAAACUCAAUAAAUUUAUCAGAACAUAAAUUAAAUUUUGUUUAAUUCUUAUUAUUUUUGUGUUUAUUAUUCUGA